AAAAAAUGUGGUGACACUCCAAGGUUUUCCAGCUUCGGUUAUAUCGCCAUCGUCUGAGCUUCCAAGAGGAAAACCACUCUGGUAGGUAUCGUCUUAUAAAACGAACCCAUCCUUCUUCCUUCCAAUUCAUUUGUGGCGACUCCUACCAUAGCUUCUCUUUCUUCGGUGUCUGUAUUUCGAACGAUCAUGGCUGCAUCUGCUUCUUUCGCCGGAUCGGCUGUCGUCGCUUUCAAGUCCACCGGAAUCUCGGAAAAGUCCGGAAUUACAUGCGGCCAUCGGGGAGUUUCUUUUCAUGGAAAGAAUGUGUCUUCAGUUCAGCUCCGGCGUAGCGUUAAUUAUUCGCAAUGCCGAUCUGGAGUGUCAUUUGCUUCAUCUGGUGUAAAAGCUCAGGUGGCUACUAUUGAACAAGCAAGUGUUGAAGCAACACAAAAGGUGGAAGCUCCUGUUGUUAUUGUGACUGGAGCCUCUAGAGGUAUUGGCAAGGCAGUUGCACUAGCUUUAGGCAAAGCUGGUUGUAAGGUUCUGGUUAAUUAUGCAAGAUCGUCCAAGGAGGCAGAAGAAGUUUGUAAAGAGAUUGAGGCCGUGGGUGGUCAAGCACUUACAUUCGGGGGAGAUGUUUCAAAAGAAGCAGAUGUUGCAUCUAUGAUAAAAACUGCAGUUGAUGCAUGGGGGACUGUUGAUGUAUUGGUCAACAAUGCAGGGAUUACAAGGGAUGGUUUGUUGAUGAGGAUGAAAACAUCUCAAUGGCAGGAGGUCAUUGAUUUGAAUCUCACUGGUGUAUUCCUAUGCACACAGGCAGCUGCCAAAAUUAUGAUGAAGAAGAAAAAGGGAAGAAUCAUCAAUAUAGCAUCUGUUGUUGGUCUGGUUGGCAAUGUUGGGCAAGCCAACUACAGCGCUGCAAAAGCCGGAGUAAUUGGUUUUACUAAAACUGUGGCAAAGGAAUACUCAAGCAGAAACAUAAAUGUUAAUGCUAUUGCCCCCGGAUUUAUUGCAUCUGAUAUGACUUCUAAGCUUGGGGAAGACUUUGAGAAAAAGAUCUUGGCACAAAUCCCGUUGGGAAGGUAUGGACAACCUGAAGAAGUUGYUGGGCUMGUCGAAUUCUUGGCUCUCAAUCCUGCAGCUAGUUACAUAACUGGACAGGUGCUUACCAUCGACGGAGGGAUGGUGAUGUGAGAGCACCGAAAGUCGAUCAUAUUUCGUAGAAUUCGUGUUGAGAUGGCUACAGAAUAAUUAGGCACCCAAGAAAGCUAUUGUAGAGUUCCYAAACCGUUAAAUUUAGCAGAAACUGAGCUUUGUAUUUCUGAUCGUAUUCAAGUGUGCAAUUUUGGGUAGCCAAUUCUUGAUCGUCGACAUUUUAAUUA
This is a messenger RNA of Cynara cardunculus var. scolymus (artichoke), 1361 nucleotides long. RefSeq names its product 3-oxoacyl-[acyl-carrier-protein] reductase 4-like. NCBI's taxonomy places the organism in Eukaryota, Viridiplantae, Streptophyta, Magnoliopsida, Asterales, Asteraceae. Gene Ontology annotation, molecular function: NAD binding; 3-oxoacyl-[acyl-carrier-protein] reductase (NADPH) activity. The transcript has 11 exons. Gene Ontology annotation, biological process: fatty acid biosynthetic process. The record is from RefSeq and is a predicted model, not a curated record. The coding region runs from base 187 to 1173 and encodes 328 amino acids.